Messenger RNA from Rhinocladiella mackenziei CBS 650.93, 738 nucleotides. RefSeq lists its product as uncharacterized. Gene Ontology annotation, molecular function: methyltransferase activity. The record is from RefSeq and is a predicted model, not a curated record. The transcript is spliced from 3 exons. Bases 1 to 738 code for a protein of 245 amino acids. Lineage: Eukaryota; Fungi; Ascomycota; Eurotiomycetes; Chaetothyriales; Herpotrichiellaceae.
AUGUAUGGUAUUCCCAUCGAUGAACAUGAGCAACAACGCAAUGAUAAACAACACGCAAAAUUCUUGCUCCUGCUUGACGGUCGUCUACACCUUGCACCCAUUCAGCACCCACAGAAAAUUCUUGAUAUUGGGACUGGUUCAGGUAUAUGGGCUACGAAUAUGGCCGACAAAUAUCCUGAGGCCCAAGUAUUUGAGAUCGAAGAUGCUGAAGAAGACUGGACCUUUCGGAAGAAUUCCUUUGAUUUGAUCUACGGUCGAGAAUUAAUCGUGUCCAUCCGAGAUUGGCCUAAGCUGAUCAAGCAGAGUUUUGAUCAUAUACGACCAGGGGGUUUCCUCGAACUUGCAAUGACGAAUCCCGCGACACGCUGCGAUGAUGGGAGUCGAGACCUCGAACACUCAUACUUUGCGUAUUCCGGGAAACUCUUUUAUGAGGUAACGCAGAAGAUGGGCUCCCCGCUUGAUGCCAUGGAUCAAUGGGAAGCGCAGUUUGCAGAAGCUGGUUUCGUCGAUAUUCAACAUUUCGAUCUGAAAGUCCCCAUGGGUCCAUGGGCCAAGGACCAGAGAUUGAAAAAGAUCGGAUUGCUGGAACUCCACAAUCUCAACGAGGGUUAUGAGGCGUACCUUCUUCGCGGCCUCACUCAAGUCCUAGGCUUCUCAAAGGAGGAGGCUACUGUCAUGAUGGCUAAAGGAAGGAGUGAAUUCCUCAAUCCUAGGUAUCACACUUAUGUCCAUUUGUGA